UCUCACUGACGCAGCAAUACAUAUACAUACAAAUCCUUCCCACUGCGCAUACUCAAAUUUAUCAAGAAUCUUUUCACAGACUACAUAUAACGCAUCUCCUCCCAUCAAUACAAACUUCCAGUUCUUCUCGAAAUCUCCCAUCAUUCAACUCUUUUUCUCCAAGAUCGGACGGCUAAGGAUCCCUCUUUCCUUUUCUUUCAGUCUCACCACUAGGGCUCAAUCACUCUUUCCUUACUCAUCUCUUCUCGUUAUGCUGAUCAAGGUAAGCUAAAAACACAACAUUUUUAUGGAGUCUAAUGGUCUUAAGAGUGGAAGGAGAAAAGACUAUAUUGCCCAUCAAAGUCAUGAAGUGAGCACAUCCAUUUCUGAUGAAGAACUUGAUCCAUGGACAGCUUGGGCUUACAAACCUCGAACAAUUACACUUUUAUUCAUAGGCUCAUGUUUUCUGAUUUGGGCUAGUGGAGUUGUUGAUCCGGAAAGCAAUCCAUCAGAUGAUAUUGUAACAUCUGUCAAAAGGGGCAUAUGGGCAAUGAUUGCAGUUUUUCUAGCUUACUGUUUGCUUCAAGCUCCUUCAACGUUAUUAAUUAGGCCACAUCCUGCAAUUUGGCGUCUAGUUCAUGGCAUGGCUGUUAUUUACCUUGUAGCAUUAACAUUUUUGCUUUUUCAGAAUCGUGAUGAUGCUAGGCAAUUCAUGAAGUAUCUCCAUCCUGAUCUUGGUGUUGAACUUCCGGAAAGAUCAUAUGGUGCUGAUUGUCGAAUAUAUGUACCCAAUAAUCCAACUAACAGGUUUAUAAAUGUUUAUGAAACACUUUUUGAUGAAUUUGUUCCUGCUCAUUUAUUCGGGUGGUGGGCGAAGGCAAUAAUGAUCCGUAAUCAACCACUUUUAUGGGUAUUAUCAAUCGGAUUUGAGUUAAUGGAGCUAACAUUUCGCCAUAUGUUGCCGAAUUUUAAUGAGUGUUGGUGGGACAGCAUUGUUCUUGAUAUAUUGAUUUGCAAUUGGCUAGGUAUUUGGGCAGGGAUGCAUACGGUUCGUUAUUUUGAUGGUAAAACAUACGAGUGGGUAGGAAUAAGCCGUCAACCAAAUAUUUUGGGCAAAGUAAAACGAACAUUAGGUCAAUUUACUCCAGCAAAUUGGGACAAAGACGAAUGGCAUCCGUUUCUUGAUCCGUGGCGAUUCAUUCAAGUUUUAACCCUUUGCAUUGUGUUUUUAACCGUAGAACUCAACACUUUUUUCCUCAAAUUUUGCCUGUGGGUCCCACCUCGAAACCCCAUUAUUGUUUAUCGAUUGUUACUUUGGUGGCUUAUUGCAAUUCCUACAGUUCGGGAGUAUAAUUCUUACCUACAAGACCGAAAACCUGUGAAAAAGGUUGGAGCUUUUUGUUGGCUUUCGCUUGCAAUUUGCAUCAUUGAACUACUUAUUUGCAUCAAAUUUGGGCAUGGUCUUUUUCCUACUCCAAUGCCUAGAUGGCUUGUAAUUUUAUGGUCAUCUGUUGGUGUUGGACUUCUUGCGUUCUUGAUGAUGUGGACAUGGCGAUUUCAUCCAAGUUUAAGCAAAAAACAAAAACGGCUUUGAAUUUGUUUGCCGCCUGUUUUUUUGUGGUGAAAAAUGGGUCGUUUUAUUGAAUGUCAACAUACAUGUUGUAAAUUUUAUUCAUUUCAUAACUGUAAAUUCUCAUUAUUUCAGCCAAGAUUUUUCAUAUUAAUUGGGGUUUAUAUUUUAUUAACUGAAAGGUAUCGAUUGUCA
Molecule: messenger RNA, 1744 nt
Organism: Lactuca virosa
Lineage: Eukaryota; Viridiplantae; Streptophyta; Magnoliopsida; Asterales; Asteraceae
Source: the annotation of a GenBank genome assembly